AGGGGGGCUGGGAAAGUUGAGGCCGCGCUGCCGCCGGGUCGCCUGCCUAGAGGGAGGGCUCCGGCUCGCAACGGCGGCUGCGGCGGCGGCCGCAGGAAGAGGCGGCGGGGCGGGGGGAGAGGAGGGCCCGGGCCCGCGCUCCCCCAGCCCCAGAGGAGCCGGCGGCGGCGGCCGCAGAGGGAGAGCUUCGCCGGGGCGGUCGGACAGCCCUGCUUCCCCGCCUGGAAUCAUGACCCGGGCGGGGGUCGCCGCUGCCGCCGCCGCCGCGGCCGAGACCGCGCAGCCCGCGGUAAGAAGAAAACAUAACUUAUAGGCCAUCUUCUGGCCGAAGAUGAUAGAUUUGGAUCAUAAACGGGAGGCGUUGGAAGCCAGGAAUCAAAAGUGAAGAAAUUCUGCAAGCCUUUGGAGAAAAAUGGGGAACCACACCCGCACGUCCUCCAGCGCACCAGAACAGGUCCCUAUCACUGUAACCAUGCCAGAAAUGACAGAAAAUGAGACUCCUACAAAAAAGCAGCACAGAAAGAAAAAUCGGGAGACACAUAAUGCAGUGGAGAGGCAUAGGAAGAAGAAAAUCAAUGCUGGGAUUAACAGAAUAGGAGAACUGAUCCCAUGUUCCCCUGCACUGAAGCAGAGCAAGAAUAUGAUCCUGGACCAAGCUUUUAAAUAUAUAACAGAAUUGAAAAGGCAAAAUGAUGAAUUCCUGCUAAAUGGAGGAAAUAAUGAACAAGCUGAAGAAAUUAAAAAGCUACGUAAACAAUUGGAAGAAAUUCAAAAAGAAAAUGGCCGAUAUAUUGAAUUACUGAAAGCAAAUGACAUAUGCUUAUAUGAUGAUCCCACAAUCCACUGGAAAGGAAAUCUUAAAAACUCAAAGGUCUCUGUUGUUAUUCCCAGUGACCAGAUUCAGAAAAAUAUUAUUGUUUAUUCCAAUGGGAGUCAGCCUGGUGGCAACAACCAGGGAGCAGCUGUUCAGGGAAUAACCUUUAAUGUUGGCCAUAAUUUACAAAAGCAAACCGCCAAUGUGGUGCCAGUGCAGAGGACUUGCAAUCUUGUGACUCCUGUGUCUAUUUCUGGAGUUUACCCUUCUGAAAACAAGCCAUGGCAUCAGACCACAGUUUCUGCAUUGGCUGCCAACCAGCCUGUUCCUCUUUGUCUUCCGGCUACCAUUCCUGCUCAAAAUAUUCUCAAGCUUGCCACCUCCAAAAGCGAUUCACAUGUGCUUGGUGCCACCAGGGGCUCACUGGUUGCUGUUCCUGUAGGACCUGAACCUUGCCAACAUCGGUCCUUGCACACAAGUCUAAAUGAUCAAAAUUCUUCUGAAAAUAAGAACGGGAAAGAGAAUCCGAAAUUAUUGAAGAAAAUAGUCCCUUGUGCCACAAGCGUCCCCUCCAGCUCCUCAGCAACUACCACUAAAGUGAACCCUGGAGGCAAGUUCUGCCCGAGCACACAGGAUUUGAGAAGUGAUUUUCAAACCACCUUUGUUGUUUCAGUUACCACCACAGUCUGCUCCCAGCCUCCCACAUCUGCAGGUGAUUCUGGUCCAGUGAGCAUUAGCAAGGGUGCAGACUCCACAAGCGUAACCGCAGUGGUGGCCCCAUCUGUCCCUGAAGGAGGGAAGACCACCGCUCCUGUGAGCAGUCCUUCUGCAAAUCCUUUGGAUAAUGGUUGGACUCUUUCUUGUUCUUUGCCUUCUUCAGCUGUUAGUGCUUCAGAUUUGAAAAACAUUAAUAGCCUUACUCGAAUUUCCUCAUCUGGAAACACGCAGACAACAUGGACUACUUUGCAACUGGCAGGAAACACUAUUCAGCCCUUAAGCCAGACACCUUCUUCUGCUGUGACUCCAGUAUUAAAUGAGUCUGGUACUAGUCCCACCACAAUCAAGCACAGUAGACAUAUGGCUACAGGCAUCAAUUCGAAUAAUUCCUUACCAGCAGAUGGGCAGCCAGUUGAGCAAGUAGUUGUAACCUUGCCUUCUUGUCCACCGUUACCUAUGCAGCCAGUUAUUGCCCAGUCGCAAGUUAAAUCUCAGACCCCCCCAAGUAUCCUCCCAUUGAAUUCAGCAAUGCAAGUGAUUCAGAUGGCUCAGCCAGUGGGGACAGCUGUUAAAGCAGCUCCAGCUAAUCAAAACGUUAUCAUUCUUCAGCCACCCAGCACCACUCCAUGCCCAACAGUGAUGAGGGCAGAGGUUCCCAACCCAACUGUAGGUCAACAGAUAGUAAUCAUACAGGCAGCUAAUCAGAAUCCUUUGCCACUCCUCUCAGCUCAACCUCCUGGUUCUGUUCGACUCCCUGUCAAUGGAGCCAAUGCUAUAAUAGGAUCUAAUUCAGUGCAAAAUGUGUCGACCCCACAAACUUUUGGUGGAAAGCAUCUUGUCCACAUAUUACCAAGACCUUCAUCUUUAUCAACAUCUAAUUCAACACAAACUUUUUCUGUUACCGUGUCGAACCAACAACAGCCUCAAACCAUUUCUUUAAAUGGACAGCUCUUUGCUUUGCAGCCUGUGAUGUCUUCAUCAGGAACUACAAACCAAAACCCUAUGCAAAUUAUUCAACCCACCACCAGCGAAGAUCCAAAUACCAACGUUGCCCUGAAUACAUUCGGCGCUUUGGCCAGCCUCAAUCAAAGCAUAUCACAGAUGGCUGGGCAAAGCUGUGUACAAUUGUCUGUUGGCCAGCCUGCCAAUCCUCAAACUAUUGCAAAUAAUCAGACCACCCCAGCUAACAGUGCUUCAUUAACAGCAACAGUAGUAUCGCCCAUGACAACAGAUACUUCAGCCACACUACCCAGCACUUAUAGUCUUGUGACUACCCCCUCAGUGAACACUGUAGCUUGUUUGCCUAACGUGAAGUCAAAAAGGUUGAAUAAGAAGCCAGGUGUCAAGAAACACUUAGCAGCUAACAAGUCAGCAUGCCCCCUGAAUCCAGUCAGCGAUGUGGGCCAGGUGGAUUGUCCCAGCACUGAAGGCUCAGCAGAACCACCAUGUAAUGAUGGACUGCUGGAAAGCCCCCCUCUUGUGGUGCCAUCUGUCACUGUGUCCCAGACAAAAAGUACUGUGAAUGUUUCUGGUUCACAUUCUUUGGAUGUUCCAAAUUCAGAAUCAGUGAUACCUGAGUCUGUACCCAAAUCUAAGUCAGCAGAAGGGUCUAACUCACCCUGCCAAGAAUCUAUAACAAGUGAGCAUUUUGCAGUGGCCUCAGCAAAAUCCAAAGAUUCUGUCCCCGUAGUGCAAGAGACAUCUCAGGAUAAGCCACCAAUUAGUUUGGCAUUGUCAGAUGCUCCCAAAUUUGGUACUUCAGCCAACGUGUUCAUUCCAUCUCCAAAUGAUCCCCCUGUUUUGGUUUCUCAGGUUUCGGUUUCAUCAUCUACCACAAGCAUUACAAGUACUGAUUGUAUUACUGAGGUAGAAAUCAUUGCUGAGCCUUGCGGAGUUGAGCAAGAUUCAUCAGAUAGAAUGCAAACUACAGGUCUCUUAAAGGAGCAAGGUUUAACUGCAUUGCUAUCUGGUCUUGCUAAAGACAAAGACCCUCAGAAAUCAUCUCUUUCAGUCCAGGUGGACCAUCCUGACUUUUCUUCAGAAAGUUCUAAAAUAAUUGAUUCAAAUAUUGAUUUGCAUCCCAAACAGGAGCUGUUGCUGAUGAACAGUGAUGAUAGAGACCCAGGACAGCAUCAUUCCUGUAUCCCUGAUCAGGAGAUUAUUCAUGGCUCUUUGCUUACCAGUCGGCAGGCUGACUCUCCCAUGUCAACCAGCUCGGGUAGUAGUCGUAGUUUCUCAGUUGCAUCCAUGCUUCCUGAAACAACUAGAGAAGAUGUCACCAGCAAUGUAACAACUAAUACGUGUGACAGCUGUACCUUUGUAGAGCAAACUGAUAUAGUCGCUCUUGCAGCAAGAGCUAUUUUUGACCAGGAGAACCUUGAGAAAGGAAAAGCUGGUACCCAGGCUGAUACAAGGGAAGUUACUUCAAAGCCUUCUGAAGCAUCAUCUUUAGAGGGAGACCAGCCUUUCAAAACACAGGUCUCUAAAGAGAAUAGCCUAGGUCAGGCAGAAGCAACAUCAAAUGAAUUUAAUUCUCAGGAUUCAAUUGAAGCAACUGUGGAUAGGCCCCAUGAAAAACCAAGUUGUUCAGUAGGGAUUAAAACAUCAAAUGCCUCUUUGCAGGUUUCGAAUUCUCAGCCACCAAGCAUUACCAGUUUAAGUGUGAAUAAUCUUAUCCAUCAGAGCAGCAUCAGCCAUUCUCUCGUCAGCUGUGCUGGAUUGUCUCAGACUUCAGAGUCAACAACUGUUUCUGCUACAGUUAAUCUGACUGUUUCAUCUAGUUCCUAUGGCAGUCAGCCUCCUGGACCAUCUCUGAUGACUGAAUAUUCUCAAGAACAACUAAGCACUAUGACUGGUACUGUACCAACUUCACAGAUUCAAGAGCCACUCUUAAAGCCAAGUCAUGAAAGCCGUAAAGACUCCGCUAAACGUGCUGUCCAAGAUGACCUUCUACUGUCCUCAGCAAAACGUCAAAAGCAUUGUCAGCCAGCCCCCCUCAGGCUUGAAGGUAUGUCCCUGGUUAGCCGAACUCCAGACAGCAUUUCUGAUCAUACUCAAAUGAUGGUUAGUCAGAUCCCUCCCAACUCUUCAAACUCAGUUGUGCCUAUUAGCAACCCAGCACAUGGAGAUGGCCUUACGCGAUUAUUUCCACCUAGUAACAACUUUGUGGCUCCUGCAUUGAGGCAAACUGAAGUUCAGUGCAGUUCUCAGCCUUCGGUUGCUGAGCAGCAGCAAACCCAAGCCAGUCAACAUCUGCAGGUCCUGCAACAGCAUGUUCCAGCUCAAGGGGUUUCUCACCUGCAUAGUAACCAUCUCUACUUAAAGCAGCAGCAGCAACAGCAGCAGCAGCAGCAACAGCAGCAGCAGCAGCAACAGCAGCAGCAGCAGCAGCAGCAGCAAGCAGGGCAGUUAAGGGAAAGGCAUCACUUAUAUCAACUGCAGCAUCACAUACCUCAUGCAGAGAGCUCUGUCCACUCUCAGCCCCAUAAUGUCCACCAACAGAGAACUCUGCAACAGGAAGUUCAUAUGCACAAAAAGAGGAAUCUUGUUCAGGGCACUCAGGCCUCCCAGCUUUCCUUACAACCUAAGCACCAUGGGACUGACCAAUCCCGAUCCAAGAGUGGUCAGCCACAUCCCCACCAUCAGCAGAUACAGCAACAGAUGCAGCAACACUUCGGAAGCUCCCAGUCGGAAAAGAGUUGUGAAAACCCUUCAACUAGCCGGAACCACCCUAACCAUCCCCAAAACCAUCUCAAUCAAGAUAUUAUGCACCAGCAACAGGAGGUUGGAGGCAGACAGCAAGGCUCAGGGGUUUCUUCUGAACAUGUAACUGGGCAUAAUCCAAUGCAGAGGCUCUUGACAUCAAGAGGCAUAGAGCAGCAGAUGGUGUCCCAACCAAGUAUUGUGACUAGACCUUCAGACAUGACCUGUACUCCACACAGACCAGAGAGAAAUAGAGUUUCAAGUUAUUCUGCCGAGGCACUGAUUGGAAAGACAUCUUCUAAUUCAGAGCAGAGAAUGGGUAUAUCGAUUCAGGGUUCUAGAGUUUCAGAUCAGCUUGAAAUGAGAAGUUAUCUUGAUGUACCCAGAAAUAAGAAUUUGGGCCUUCAUAAUAUGCAGGGUCGUGUGGACCAUACUGUUGCCCCAGAUAUCCGGCUGUCUGACUGUCAGACAUUUAAACCAACUGGAGCCAUUCAACAGCCCCAGAGUAAUUUUGAAGUACAGUCUUCAAGAAAUAAUGAAAUAGGUAACUCUGUGUCAUCAUUGAGGAGUAUGCAGCCUCAGGCUUUUCGAAUUAGUCAAAACCCUGGUCCUCCACCAAUUGACCGCCAAAAGAGAUUACCUUAUCCACCAGUUCAUAGCAUCCCAGCAGGAAAUGCUAUCCCACCAAGGGACAGUGAAAACACAUGUCAUCAAAGUUUCAUGCAGAGCUUGCUUGCCCCUCACCUUGGUGAUCAGAUCAUUGGGAGUCAGAGAUCACUCUCAGAACAUCAGAGGAAUGCACAGUGUGGGCCAUCCCCUGCAGUUGAAUAUAAUUGUCCCCCAACUCAUGAAAGUGUCCAUAUUAGAAGAGAGAGUGAGAAUCAGAAUAGGGAAAGUUGUGACAUGCCCCUAGGUGCGAUUAACACCAGGAACAGCACCUUGAAUAUUCCUUUUUCGAGUUCUUCCUCAGGAGAUAUUCAAGGUCGAAAUACAAGUCCCAAUGUUUCUGUGCAGAAGUCCAAUCCCAUGAGGAUCACUGACAGUCAUGGGACCAAGGGCCACAUGAAUCCUCCAGUCACAACCAACAUGCAUGGGGUUGCGAGGCCAGCUUUGCCACAUCCAUCUGUGUCUCAUGGAAAUUCUGAUCAAGGGCCUCCUGUACGUCAAACUAAUUCUUCAGUUCCCCAGCGAUCAAGGCAUCCCUUGCAAGACAGCAGUGGUUCCAAAAUUCGUCAACCUGAAAGGAAUCGUUCUGGAAAUCAAAGGCAUAGUAAUGUCUUUGAUCCGAGUCUUCCCCAUCUUCCUCUCUCUGCUAGUGGCAGUAUGAUUCUUGGACGCCAGCAACCCACUACAGAGAAGAGAGGAAGUAUUGUUCGUUUCAUGCCUGAUAGCCCUCAAGUACCUAAUGAUAAUUCAGCACCUGACCAGCAUACGCUAUCACAAAAUUUUGGUUUUCCUUUUAUUCCCGAGGGUGGCAUGAAUCCACCAAUAAAUGCUAAUACUUCUUUCAUUCCACAGGUUACUCAGCCUAGUGCCACUAGAACUCCAGCACUCAUCCCUGUAGAUCCCCAAAAUACUCUACCUUCCUUCUAUCCCUCGUACUCUCCUGCUCACCCUACACUGUCCAAUGAUAUUCCGCUCACUUAUUUUUCAAAUCAGAUGUUCUCAAAUCCUAGCACAGAGAAGGUAAACAGUGGGAGUUUAAAUAACCGAUUUGGAUCAAUUUUAUCUCCUCCAAGACCUGUUGGUUUUGCUCAACCAAGUUUUCCUCUUCUCCCUGAUAUGCCACCAAUGCACAUGCCCAACUCUCACUUAUCCAAUUUUAAUAUGACAUCUUUGUUUCCAGAAAUAGCUACAGCUCUUCCUGAUGGCUCAGCAAUGUCACCUUUGCUUACAAUCGCAAACUCCUCUGCCUCUGACACUUCCAAGCAGUCCUCAAACCGACCUGCCCACAACAUAAGCCAUAUUUUAGGUCAUGACUGUAGUUCAGCUGUUUAAAUUCUGAUAGACUAAGUGUAAAUGUCACAGGUGAGAUUACAAAUGUAUUUGUAUGUGCAUGCACACAUACAUGCACAUGGAGAGAGAAUUGCGUAUAUGUUUUUGUGUUUGUAUAAUCACUUUGCAGUUUUCUUCUGAAUGUAGGGAAGCUGUGUCAGAUGAUGCGAAUACUUGGGUUGUCAAAAACAAUUACCUUUCAUUUUUAAUUGCAUGAUGUGAUUUUUAAAUUUUCCAAGCAGAUUUACAUUUUCAAGUUUGAUUUGUAAUGUUAUAUUCCCUAAAUAUUAAUCAGCUGGAAGUUGGGGGAGAUCAUUUUGGGGUGUGUUGAGUAGGAGGAAUGACCUCAAUUUUGAACUUUAUUGUUGAAAAUUUGUAAACUAGUUGAAAUAGUUGAGUUGUUCUAAAAAAAAAAAAAAAAUGCAGAUAGUCCCAGAAAACACAAUGACUCAUAACCAAAUGCUGGUUGAUGUCAGGAUCUAGAACAGUUUCUUACCCAUGGCAUGUAUUGAAUUAAUACAGAAUGUAUAUCCAUGGUUAAAGUCAAGCAAAUAAUUGAGUUGUUUAAUCAGCCUUUAUUCCCAAGAUUUGAUUUAGGUAGAGGCUUCUUUCUUAAUUAGUAGUAUAACAAUUACUUAGUUAUCUGAAUUUCAUGUCCUGUUCUUCAAAUUAGGGAGCCAUGCUACCCUUUAAUGUGCCAAGAUCCUUAAAGAUAGAAAGUUAAAAAGAAAAGUACAUAGAUAUUUUCCAUGUUGUGCUUGCAUUUUACAUUAGUCCUUAAGGAUAAGAGCAGUUGUGGAGUUUUGUAUGUGUUCAGUUAAAAAUUGUUUCAUAAGUUGAGUUUUGUUUUCAUAUUCUCUCUUCAUUCUAUUUAUUGAUUUUAAAGUAAAUUCUUUUACGUUUGUUUAAUUGGUAUGGACUGAUCAGUAAAUAGUGUCUUUGGAAUCUAGAGUUAUCUGAACCCUACUUUUUAGAUAUUUCUUUGCAAAGUCUUAAGUCUGUCCUUAUAUUCAUUUACUGAUAUUUUUAUUUAAAAUAUGGCAUUGUAUAUUGCAUUAUUAUCCUUCAUAGUAGAAUUAUAAGAAGAUGAAUUUGUUCAUUAUUUUUCCUGAUGGCAGAUGUUAAAUGGUGCUUCAGAAACUAUCCUUAUAUGUUGUGUGUGUGUGUGUGUGUACGCCCAGAAUUUAAAGUAUAAACUUGCUGUUUAAAAAUAGGCCUGCCAUCUGAAAUUGGGAAAUUGAGGCCCAAGACCUGCUGAAGUAUACAAAAACUUGAUGUAGAGGGCUUAAGAAGCCCCACUGAAGUUAAUAAUCUAAAUAUAUAUAUGUAUAUACUCACAUAUUGAAUUUGAAAACUUAAACUAAAUCAACAAUGAUAUAUGCUCAUAUUCUCAAACCCACUACUUUUUGUUGUUAUAUUCUGCCAAAACUGGAUGGAGUGGGAGAGAUGCAUAUAAAUUGUUCUGUCUUCUCUGUUAAAAAAGUGAAUCCAAGAACCAGCAUUUUUUUUAUUUUUUAUUUUUCUCCUAAAAAAAGCCUCCUAGGGCUUGGUUAGAGCAGUGACUCCAGUGAAUACCUCUUCUAAAGACUCAGCAAAAGGGUCAUCUGUGCCUCUUCAACUAUUCUCACCAAACUUUCCCAUCCACUCCUGCUGCUAACUGAAGCAGCCUCCUGGGGGCAAAAAUACUGUAAAUGAGAAAAGCUUUUGUAUUUUCUCCCUUCAAAAUGGUCAUGGGAAGAACAGGAGAGCUUCAUGAAUAAGUUAUUCAGCAAAGCCACAGAUAAACUCAUCAGUUAAAACUGUUAAUUGAGACAAAAAUGUGAGAUUUAUGACUUUUUUUUUUUUCAUCUUAACUGAGUUUUAAGCUUUAGCAUUCAAGUUUUUCUUUGUACUUGAAAGGUCCAGGCUGCCAGUUACAAAGACAGUUUUCAGUGUGUUUGAUUAUUUAUUAUUCUCCUCUCCCCCCCACCUCUAUUACACACACACACACAUGCAAGCACGCACCCGUGCGAACACAGCGGCUAGCGAGUUCUGAAGAACUGGGGACUCUUAGAUGUAAUUGGAACUAAGGUAACAAGCUAAGGAGAAACUCAAUUUGAACUCUGCGAUGGAAUGGCCUCAAAACUCGGAACUUUCAGAUACUUCUCUGUUGGCAUUGAUGGUAUUUUUUGCUCAGCUCAGUUCAGGGGUAGCAUUUACAUUUCUCAGAGCUUUCAUUCCAGGCAUGUAACACCUUGAUCCCGAAUGAGUCUUUAUUCCUAAGUAAGGCUUAUUUGACCACCGGAGAAAGGAUGUGACCAUCUGCAAGUAAUUUGGCUCCUGCUUACAUGUAGCUCUAAUUAUCUUACAGAAAUGUGCAUAUAUACAUAAGAGGCCAUUUUUUAUAUGAACUCAAUUCUGAAAGUGUUCAGAGCAUAGUAAUCUUAUUUGAUUUAAAAGCACAAGUGUAUGAGAUUUAUCAGCAGUAUUAAGUAUUUGAUCAUUAGAGCUACAUGAUUUUGAGGCAGAAUUUAUUUUAAUAUCCAUCUCUGGAUGUAAUAUUUGACAAAGGAUUUGCAGAGAACCAUAGCCAAUUUUGGUUAUAGUAAAUUUAAUGUUAUUCUUGGUUUCUAGUAUAUGACUAUAGAAUGUAAAACCAUUUCCACAAGUAAUUUUUUUAAUUUCUGGAAGUACACAAACUUAUGUAUGAGGUGUAAUUGAGAAUCAUUGAUUAAAUUAGUUUCUCUUUUAGUGUUGCGCAUCAAAUGGAAUCAGUUCCAGAAAGUGGUUGAUUCCUCUAAACUUUUCACACAGUAACUUCUAAUGAGGUGAAAAAUUUCAGAUUUUUUAUCGUGUAAUUUUUAAUAUGUCAAUCAUGGAUAAAUUAAAUUUGAUGUAUUUUUUUUCUUUUUUGGUACAAACAGGUUGUUUUGGGAUGUUUUAUACUUCUUUAGGGAAUUUAUUUUUGUUUUUAUUGUAAGACCCUUUGGGAAACCAGAAACGGCACCUCUUAUCUAAGUAAGGACUGAGAAUUCCAGAAUGACAUGCUUUAUAAAAUUUAUAUAUUAGAAUUGUGGAGAGAAAAUAAUGAGGAGGGAAUGUUUUUUGCAGCAAUUUCAGUCACAUGUCAGGGUGAAUUUCAAUAAAGGUCAUCUUUUAAAAUCAGUCUUUUAAAAUACAAAAUUAUUUAAAAUUAUUUUAAAGAUAAUUCAUUUGCCUUGUUCUUGCCUUCUAACACCAGCCAUUUCCUGGAGAGGCUGAAAGUUAUACUCCAAAAAAAUAAAUAAAUAAAUUUAAAAAAUGGGAAGACAUUUUAAUGGGAGUAAAGUCCUAAAAAUUUGAGAAAGGAUCAAGACUUACAGAUAUAGAUCUUCUUAGCUGUACCCUUCCUUUGAUACAUAGGUACCUAGGCUCUUAAUUUCUUCCAUCUGCUCCAAGUCUAAUGUUAUUUCCUUAGCAUGAUUACUCCUUUGCCUUGAAACAUUUAUUGGGCACACCAUCUAUUGGGUCAGUGUGUGACAGGAAGUCAUUCUCCCAAAUUAGUGAUUCCCAGUUCCUGGUUUGGGGAACCACCACGUCUCCCACUGUACUAAGUGACAAUAAGAAUUUUUGAAACAAAAGAAAAUAAAAAUUGAUUUAAAAUAUUGAAUGUGCCAUAUAGUUUAGCUCUGUUCCUUAUUUAAUGAACCAUGAUUUGUCCUGCGUUCUACACUUCCUGUGUGAGCCCAAGGGUGUUUCUACCAGAGUCUGAGGGAGACAUCAAAUGAGGAGUGAGGCAGUCCAGAUUUGCUGGUAAGAAGUGUUGAGGACCUUUUUGGACAUAAUUUCUAGUUCUGCUUACAUGCCUCUUCCCUGGUACUGCACUUUACCUGAAACUGUGCCUCUGGUCCCAAGACCAGCCAUUGGAACAUGUUAUUCACCCACUCCUCUGUUAAAACAAAGGACUAGCCAGGAUGGUAUAAAUCAACUAGUCCAGCACCAGGAAGACAAGUACAUCUGAUGUUUCUCACUAUUGCCUUAUACUCUGAGCCAUCUUUGAUUUCAAUCCUGUAAAAAACUUACUAGGUUGAAGCAACACUUCUUUUAAACUCAGAGCUUGUAUGUGAUGGUCAUCCAACAUCCUUAUUUCUAGAUUUGCACAAACCCCAUCAACUGUAAUCUUUCUCUGUAUCAUGUAUGUAUUUAGAUGCUACAUAAACAUGAGCCAACUUGUGUUAAAAAUAUUGGACAUAAUAUCCAAAUGGUGUUUUUCUUGGAUGACUGCAUAAUCAUUAGAGAUUUCAUGAGAAAUAGAAGAUAAUUCUUUGUUUGCAAUUUAACCUUUUAAAAAAUAUUUUGGGGGGCUCAGUUAUGUGUUUGGUUAUAUAUAAUACUAUGUCUUAGGAAAUUAAUGUUUACUCCAUUUCAAUCCCCUCUUGCAAACUGAAGUAUGAUGUUCAAAUACUUUAGUCUGUUCCACAGCCCCUGACUCAAAUCAAUUUUUCAUCUAUGAGGUCAUUGAGGCACUGGACUUGAUUAUAUUGGUAACCUAUGAAGGGAGUUGAACGGUUGAUCUUCCAAGAAGAAAGGGACCAGACAGUGUUGCUUAAAAUGCUGCAGUUGUGUUACUGUGAAGAAAAGAUUUGCUUCCACUUUUAGCAGGCCAUUUAUAUAAAUCUGAGAACAUAAUUACCUUCACAAAUUAUUUAUAGAAACACUGGGCAAGAAGCUUACUGUAGGGCAGUUACCAGAAAACAAACAAACCCAACUGUAGUGCUUUCAAAAGUGUAAUAAUUGUAUCUAUUUCCAUGCCAGCAAUGCCUGCUGCGCACUGUGUCCUAUUACUGUAAAUCACCUGGUUUAUAAUUCUAAUGGGAGCUAACUUGUUUUGUAAUGGAGACCAGAGCAGAUAUGUAUAAUAUGACCAGAAUUGUCCUACAGUUGUAAAUAAGAAUAGGUCCUGUUUAUUUUGACAUCUUUUUACAAAUGCAUUGUAUUAGGGUGUGAAUAUUCUGAACCAUGCUCUUGUUUAAAGUUUUGAAAUUUUUAUUGGUAAAUGUAACAUUUUAAUGGUUGUAAUAAUUAUUUGUAUAGAUAUAAAUAUAGUAUUUUAUUUAAGAAAAUAAACUUUGCAUUUUUGCAUUGUGAA
Messenger RNA from Pipistrellus kuhlii (Kuhl's pipistrelle), 12335 nucleotides. It is a transcript of the gene USF3, whose product is annotated as upstream transcription factor family member 3. Lineage: Eukaryota; Metazoa; Chordata; Mammalia; Chiroptera; Vespertilionidae. The record is from RefSeq and is a predicted model, not a curated record. The transcript has 8 exons. Gene Ontology annotation, molecular function: protein dimerization activity. Bases 413 to 7231 code for a protein of 2272 amino acids.